Molecule: messenger RNA, 840 nt
Organism: Exaiptasia diaphana
Lineage: Eukaryota; Metazoa; Cnidaria; Anthozoa; Actiniaria; Aiptasiidae
Product: protein C19orf12 homolog
Exons: 1
Coding region: 48-467 (139 amino acids)
Source: RefSeq, a predicted model, not a curated record
CCCCAAGUCCUUCCUUCGUCAGCGUCAGCCAUUUUUCCAGUUUCACAAUGCCAAUAUCUCAAUACGAUUUACAGCGUGUCAUCUCAGUUAUAGCCGAUGAAGAGGAGCUCAAAGCCACGGUAAAAGGCAGCAUAAAAGGCGGGUUAGUAGCUGGUAUAUCAACUACAGUUGGAGGGCUUUUGGCAGGCCCAGUUGGCUUACUUGUAGGUGGUGUUGUGGGGGGAGCUAUAGCUUAUAGUAGUGCUGAAAGUUUCAAGCCAGUUUCUCAAAUAAUCAAUGACCUUAACGCACAUCARCGACAACUGUUGUAUGACUAUAUGAAGGACAUUAUUGAUAAUUUGAGCAUUGAAGAUUAUGUAACACURAUGGCCCUUGUGAGUGGAGAUGGCGGACUUGUGUUGAGAAAGCAGCUCAUCACUAGAACCAUCGAUUUUCUUGGCGAACACCUCAAGUUAACCGCCUCUUGAUGUUUUGUUCAACAUUGCYAUCAUAAAUGUAUGGACAUGAGCUGUCUAUAAAUUGACUUUGUAUUUACGAUGCUUCCAAGAAAAUGAAAGURAAAACGAAAGAAUGUAAAGACUAGAAACAAAGACAUUAAUAUAUAAAGACUUAAAUUCCGUCUAUUUGAAAGGAUUGGAAUUUAUUGCAAACAUGAAUGUAAGAUUUUUAUAGAAAAAAUACUGUAAUAACAUGCAUUCAAAUAAAGGAAGCAUGUAGUAUCUCACUAUGCUGAUAAUAUGGAAUUUUGACUUUAGCGAUAAGAAGUAGAGAGGAAGUAUUGAGGGAAUGAGAGUAGAUACGUAUAUUAUUUUUUUAAAUAUUGAAUUGAUCCUAUCCUUA